Molecule: messenger RNA, 1987 nt
Organism: Chenopodium quinoa (quinoa)
Lineage: Eukaryota; Viridiplantae; Streptophyta; Magnoliopsida; Caryophyllales; Amaranthaceae
Product: autophagy-related protein 18d-like
Exons: 4
Coding region: 441-1682 (413 amino acids)
Biological process (GO): nucleophagy; protein localization to phagophore assembly site; protein lipidation
Cellular component (GO): extrinsic component of membrane; phagophore assembly site membrane; cytosol
Molecular function (GO): protein binding; phosphatidylinositol-3,5-bisphosphate binding; phosphatidylinositol-3-phosphate binding
Source: RefSeq, a predicted model, not a curated record
UUAGUAUUAUUGUCAAUUUGAAACGUAUGAAACAAUUUACAAAGUUGUAAAUGAUUACUAUUACAACACCACCCAAAAAGUCAGAAGGCUUCUUCCAAACCUCCCUUCUCCUUCUUCCUUCCCCCAAAUUUGAGGAUUUGAGGAUGAAUUAACAUUCAAUUUUUUAAUUUUUUGAGAGAAAAUAAAUUGGGGCUGAUUCAAUCUUUCCCAGAAAAUUGAAUCCCAGAAUCACUCGCUAGGUAAAUAAAAUUCAUCUCUUUUUCAUUCGAAUUCAUAUUGAAUUAUUAUUAUUUUUUUUUGUUUUUGAAUUUUGACAUUGGCAAGCUCAAAUUAAGAAUUUCAAGAUUAAAGGGUAUUCAAACAUUGAAUUUGUUGUUAGGUUUAGUGGGUAUAAUUUCAUAUGGGUGUUUUGAUCUUGUAUACUGGUAUCUGCUAAGUCAAUGAGUUCAAUUGUUUCAAAUUCUGAAGGGUUUGUUCCAUCAUCAUUUUUUGAUUCAUCGAAUUCUGGAACUUCUGACCCUUUUCGUCGUUCCGAAACUGGUAACAAUGAUAUUGCUGAUGACAAUAAUGAUAAUGUUGAAUUGUUGAGUGUGUCUUGGAACCAGGACUAUACCUGUUUUGCUGUAGGUACUAGUCGUGGUUUCAGGAUUUAUAAUUGUGAUCCAUUCAAGGAAACAUUUAGGCGUGAUCUUAAGAAUGGAGGGUUCGGAAUCGUUGAGAUGCUCUUUCGUUGUAAUAUAUUGGCAUUGGUUGGUGGUGGGAUGGAGUCUCAGUAUUCUCCUAAUAAAGUUAUGAUAUGGGAUGAUCAUCAAAGUAGGUGCAUUGGUGAGUUUUCGUUUAGGUCAGAAGUUCGUGGUGUGAGGUUGAGGAGGGACCGUAUUGUUGUCGUGUUGGAGCAUAAGGUGUAUGUUUAUAACUUCUUGGACUUGAAGUUGCUUCAUCAGAUUGAGACUUUGGCGAAUCCUAGAGGGUUGUGUUGCUUGUCACACCAUGUAAAUACAUUUGUCCUGGCUUGCCCUGGUCGUCGUAGAGGGCAGGUUAGGGUUGAACAUUUUGGACUUCAUGUGACGAAGACUAUAAAUGCCCAUGAAUCUCGCCUGGCAUGCUUUGCAUUGACGUCGGAUGGACUCAUUCUUGCUACAGCUAGUACGAAGGGAACACUUGUACGGAUUUUCAAUACCAUGGAUGGUACUUGUUUGCAAGAGGUUCGUAGAGGGACUGAAAAGGCUGAUAUAUACGAUCUUGCCUUCUCUCAAAACAUUCAAUGGUUGGCUGUAUCAAGUGAUAGAGGCACUAUCCAUAUAUUCAGUCUUAGAGUCCGCGUAUUUGGUAAUGUUGAAUCAGCUCGGCCUUAUUCUACUUCCGAAUUGCAGCAUCAGAAUUCUUCAUCUUCUCUUGAUUCCCUCAUUGCUCAGAAUGUCAAUGCCGGUGCUAAUCCGAGUUUAUCUCUUCCUUUUGUGAAAGGAGUACUACCAAAAUAUUUUAGUUCUGAAUGGUCAUUUGCGCGUUUUCAUUUACCUGAGAAUGCCCGAUGCAUUGUUGCAUUUGGAUCCCACAACACUGUCAUUGUGGUUGGCUUGGAUGGAAGUUUUCAUAGGUGCAGUUUUGAUCCCAACAAUGGAGGGGAGAUGUCUCAGCUGGAAUAUGUUCGCUUUCUCAAAACUGAUGGUAGCCCGAGUUAGUCCAACUAUAUGCAAAAUAUCCGUGGCUGUUGAAAGUCUCCAGUUGUCCAUGUUAACUGUCGUGUGUAGAUAUUGCUACAAAUAUUGUUUGAUGUUUAAAGUUGGAACAUAAAACUCUUUACUAAAGCUGUAUAUAUGUAUGUAUGUUCCAUUACAAUCUAUUGUUUGGUUAAGUUCGGCUAAUAUGUAGAGAUGCCGACUGCUGUUGUUACUUGUGAAUACAUAGCGUCAUAUCUGCAUUGCGCUUACUGAUUCAGAUUUGCCCUUUUAGACAAUAAGACUAAUCUUAACUUUGGUUGAACAUU